Molecule: messenger RNA, 572 nt
Organism: Carassius carassius (crucian carp)
Lineage: Eukaryota; Metazoa; Chordata; Actinopteri; Cypriniformes; Cyprinidae
Gene: cxcl-c13b
Product: C-X-C motif chemokine 9
Exons: 4
Coding region: 42-374 (110 amino acids)
Biological process (GO): immune response
Cellular component (GO): extracellular region
Molecular function (GO): chemokine activity
Source: RefSeq, a predicted model, not a curated record
GGCUACUGAGCACUUACAGUACACACAGAAACACUUUCAACAUGACACUGACAGUGUAUGCUUUGCUGGCUUUCAACCUCAGCAUCCUCCUAACAGUGGUGGAGAGUCAAUACAUUCCAAAGACCUGUGAGUGUCCACAGGCUAAAAUAAGAAUCAAGGGACCAAUUUCAGAUUUCAAAGUCACUCCAAAAAGACCUAAAUGUUUACAGGAUGAGAUCAUAGUUACACUGCAGAAAAAUAAUAGUCAAAUGUGUCUCAGUCCGGAAGGACAACAAGGCAAAAGACUCCUGAAAUGUUGGCAAAGCACACAAAAAGAUGGCAAGGACAGCAAAAAAUGCAUACGCAAUUCAAAAAGAUCAAAAGCCAGGACAUAGAAACAGGAAACAGGUUAAAUCAAGGAAGGUCACAUCUUAACCUCAAAUUCUAAAGAUACUGAGGCAAAGAACAUAAGAGAUCCAAAGGAGAGAAUUCUCUUCAAAGUUGUGCAAAGUGCUUUAGCACUGCUGUACAUUUACAAGCCAAGGACAUAAGAAAAGGCGAGGAAUUCAGAGGAGUGCACAUCUAUGGAGGCC